Messenger RNA from Microtus ochrogaster (prairie vole), 1553 nucleotides. RefSeq names its product eukaryotic translation initiation factor 2B subunit alpha (gene Eif2b1). Gene Ontology annotation, cellular component: eukaryotic translation initiation factor 2B complex. Gene Ontology annotation, molecular function: guanyl-nucleotide exchange factor activity; translation initiation factor activity. NCBI's taxonomy places the organism in Eukaryota, Metazoa, Chordata, Mammalia, Rodentia, Cricetidae. The record is from RefSeq and is a predicted model, not a curated record. Gene Ontology annotation, biological process: translational initiation.
CGAGGCGGAGGAAGUGAUGUUUGAAGCGUGCGACACGCUGUCAGCCUGUGGCUUGCUGCCGGCGCGGUUGCGAGGCUCGCGGAGAAGCGAUGGAGAACCACGAGUUAAUUGAAUACUUUAAGUCUCAGAUGAAAGGCGAUCCUAACAUGGCCUCAGCAGUGGCUGCCAUCCAGACCUUGCUGGAGUUCUUGAAGAGAGACAAAGGGGAGACGCUGCAGGGCCUGAGGGCAAACCUCACCAGUGCCAUAGAAACCCUGUGUGGCGUGGACUCGUCCGUGGCCGUGUCCUCUGGUGGAGAGCUCUUCCUCCGCUUCAUCAGCCUCACCUCCCUGGAGUACUCUGAUUACUCCAAGUGUAAGAAGAUCAUGAUUGAGAGAGGAGAGCUUUUCCUCAGGAGAAUAUCUCUGUCAAGAAAUAAAAUUGCAGAUCUGUGCCAUACUUUCAUCAAAGACGGGGCGAGAAUUUUAACUCACGCCUACUCCAGAGUCGUCCUGAGGGUCCUAGAAGAAGCCGUGGCAGCCAAGAAGCGGUUCAGUGUAUAUAUCACGGAGUCUCAGCCUGAUUUAUCCGGGAAGAAAAUGGCCAAAGCCCUCUGCCACCUCAAUGUUCCUGUCACCGUGGUGCUGGAUGCUGCUGUUGGCUACAUCAUGGAGAAGGCAGAUCUUGUCAUAGUUGGUGCUGAAGGAGUGGUUGAGAACGGAGGCAUUAUUAACAAGAUUGGGACCAACCAGAUGGCCGUGUGUGCCAAAGCCCAAAACAAACCCUUCUAUGUGGUUGCAGAAAGUUUCAAGUUUGUACGGCUCUUCCCACUCAACCAGCAAGACGUCCCAGAUAAGUUUAAGUACAAGGCAGACACUCUCAAGUCUGUGCAGACUGGGCAGGACCUCAAAGAGGAACACCCGUGGGUGGACUAUACUUCCCCAUCCUUGAUCACCCUGCUGUUUACGGACCUGGGCGUGCUAACGCCCUCUGCUGUAAGCGAUGAGCUCAUCAAGCUGUACCUGUGAGCAGAGUCCCUUCUGCCAGCUUGCAGGGAGCACGUGUGCAGGGUGAGCCAUCUGGCUCCAAACUGAACCGGUUGACGUCGGAAGUCCUGGAGAAUCCUUUCAACUCAGCUCUGCCACAUCUGAAACCUGUUCCCAGUUCUAGAAGCAAGCAUCCUUCCGGUUUUCAGAAACUCACUGUCUGUGGAAGUACAAGUUAGGUGACUGGCUGCAAACCCAGGAAGGAGAGCACACGAGUGGGCAGUCAAAGUGACGCAGGCCGCUCUGCAGGGACAGCCACUGAGAAUACAGCAUUGGGUGCCUUACAAACAAGGCAGGAAACACUGCUGGCUGCAUCUGGCUUCAGGGCUCUGUCUCCUCAGCAGGGUCAGGCCAGACAGGAAAAACACCAAUGCCUUCCCAGAAUGCUGCUUACAGAAUGUCUGGACCUAACCUGUCUAUAAAGUAGUUUUCUUUAAACAUGAUUAAGUCCCCAACAGCUUUUGUAAAUUAAACAUGGGAACAGAUCAGGAUCUUUUUUAAUAAAUUAUAUGAACGAUUUGGAUAUGG